This is a messenger RNA of Aspergillus heteromorphus CBS 117.55, 2054 nucleotides long. Its product is annotated as translation initiation factor eIF2 subunit gamma. Lineage: Eukaryota; Fungi; Ascomycota; Eurotiomycetes; Eurotiales; Aspergillaceae. Gene Ontology annotation, biological process: formation of translation preinitiation complex; positive regulation of translational fidelity. The transcript is spliced from 3 exons. The record is from RefSeq and is a predicted model, not a curated record. Bases 44 to 1585 code for a protein of 513 amino acids. Gene Ontology annotation, molecular function: GTP binding; translation initiation factor activity; GTPase activity. Gene Ontology annotation, cellular component: eukaryotic translation initiation factor 2 complex; cytosol.
CCCCCCCCCGAACCGCUGUUGUCUCUCGAUUUCGCUCGCAAUCAUGGCUGCCAACGGCGAUUUCUCUGACGACGAGUCUCAGCCUGGAUCCCCCAUCAUCGAUGCGAACGGUCACGAUGACAUCGAAGAUCAAGAGCCCCUCGACCAGGAGGAGAAGUCUUUGAAGUCGGCGAUGAAGAAAUCCGCUCCUGCUCCCCCGCCCAAGCGCCCUGAGCUGCCCGAGCAGCCAAACCCGGAGACCCUUGACCUGUCGACACUGACUCCUUUGACCCCCGAAAUUAUUGCGCGCCAGGCCACGAUCAACAUUGGUACCAUCGGUCACGUCGCUCACGGAAAGUCGACUGUCGUCAAAGCUAUCUCCGAGGUCCAGACAGUCCGAUUCAAGAACGAGCUGGAGCGGAACAUCACGAUCAAGCUGGGUUAUGCUAACGCCAAGAUCUACAAGUGCGACAACACCGAGUGCCCUCGGCCGACGUGCUUCAAGAGUUUCAAGAGUGAGAAGGAGGUCGACCCGCCUUGUGAGAGAGAUGGCUGUGGUGGUCGGUACAGGCUGUUGAGACAUGUCUCUUUCGUUGACUGCCCCGGUCACGAUAUUCUCAUGAGUACCAUGUUGUCAGGUGCCGCCGUCAUGGACGCUGCCCUCCUCCUUAUUGCCGGAAACGAAACCUGCCCUCAGCCCCAGACGUCGGAGCAUUUGGCCGCCAUCGAGAUCAUGAAGCUCAGCCACAUCAUCAUCCUGCAAAAUAAGGUGGAUUUGAUGAGGGAGGAUGGAGCCCUUCAACAUUACCAGUCGAUCCUGAAGUUCAUCCGCGGUACGGUCGCCGAUGGCUCGCCCAUUAUCCCCAUCUCUGCUCAGCUGAAGUACAACAUCGAUGCUGUCAACGAAUACCUGGUUUCGCACAUCCCCGUUCCCGUCCGUGAUUUCACCGCUUCUCCCCACAUGAUUGUCAUUCGGUCCUUCGAUGUGAACAAGCCCGGUGCGGAGAUCGAGGAGCUGAAGGGUGGUGUUGCUGGUGGUUCCAUCCUGACUGGUGUGCUGAAGCUGAACGACGAAAUUGAGAUUCGCCCCGGUCUCGUCACCAAGGACGAGAACGGCAAGAUCCAGUGCCGCCCCAUCUUCUCUCGUGUCAUGUCUCUCUUCGCCGAGCACAAUGAUCUGAAGUUUGCCGUCCCUGGAGGCUUGAUCGGUGUUGGUACUCGCGUGGACCCUACUCUGUGCCGUGCUGAUCGUCUUGUUGGAUUCGUCCUUGGUCACCGUGGACGUCUUCCUGCCAUCUACACCGAACUCGAGGUCAACUACUUCUUGCUGCGCCGUCUGCUCGGUGUCAAGACCGCCGAUGGUAAGCAGGCCAAGGUUGCCAAGUUGACUAAGAACGAAGUCCUCAUGGUCAACAUUGGCUCUACGGCUACUGGUGCCAAGGUUGUGGGCGUGAAGGCCGAUGCUGCCAAGCUCAGCUUGACCAGCCCUGCCUGUACCGAGGUUGGAGAGAAGAUCGCGAUCAGUCGGAGAAUCGAGAAGCACUGGCGUUUGAUUGGUUGGGCCAACAUUGUCGCUGGUAACACUCUUGAACCUAUUCUUAACUAAACAAGCUAUUGUUUGCUUGACUGUUCCGGCUUGAUUUCACCAGGUCCUGGCUGGCACAGACGUUGAGGGGUCUCUGACACCACACCUUGGUGAGGCGAGUCGCGAAUUAAAUAGAUAGGUUUACGGUAGCGAACGGGGGGCGUCGGGUUUACUCCCUGAUUAGAGACCACAGGAAGUCUAAUCGUCGCCUAGUCCACCUACGGGGGAGAGCGAAGAGCAGGACUUGUGGAUUUCUCCACGACAGCCUGUUCGAGGUUCGCGGAAAGGAGGAGGCCAAGCAUACAGUAAGAUGGAUGGGCAAGUUGGAGAAUGGGCUGGCAUAGCUGGGGUUUGGAAGACCACUUCUUUGACGUGUGUUAUGACGCUAUUUCCGUGGAAAAAUUUCUUAUUUUCUUUUCAUUUUUAUUAUUCGGUCCGGCUUGCAUGGCUGCCCAUGUAGAUGCUGUAUAGGGGAAUGAUGAACGCAACG